This is a messenger RNA of Hippocampus comes (tiger tail seahorse), 1869 nucleotides long. RefSeq names its product sialoadhesin (gene psg4). The record is from RefSeq and is a predicted model, not a curated record. The transcript has 9 exons. Lineage: Eukaryota; Metazoa; Chordata; Actinopteri; Syngnathiformes; Syngnathidae. Bases 108 to 1796 code for a protein of 562 amino acids.
AUGGCGCAAAACAGCCCUCCUCCCAUGAAGCUGUACAUCGUGAGCGAGAGCCUCCGACGGCUUCCUCUGGGCCCCCUGGUGACACGGAGUGUUGACAGAGGAGUCAAAUGCAGGCGGACGCCGUCGUCGCGCUCAUGUGGCCUCUGCUCUUCGGCGCCUUGUUUGCGGGGGUGCAGGCCUCCCUGGAUCCCUCCAUGCCCGACCAAGUGCUCGCCGUGGUGGGCUCGUGCGUGCUCAUCCCCUGCUCCUUCACGCCCUCAUCAAAGAAGCGCGCAGCGGUGGACGUGCACGUGCGCCUGCGAGGUCACAGCCGGUUCUCUUUGUUCCGCCAGUCCCGCGUGGCCUUCAACAGUGAAGACACGGAGGAAGUCAGCGACGUCUUCCGGGAGCGUAUGUCGCCCUCGGGUUUGGUGACGGAGGGCGACUGCUCGUUGAGGAUGGAUGAAGUCCGCACAGAGGACGCCGGGACCUACGAGGUGUCUCUGAAGAGGACUGGAGACUCUGCUUGGGGGAGGGCCAAGUCUUUCAGUUUGAACGUCGUGGACACCCCCGAGGCUCCCGUGAUCAGCGGUGCAUCAUCGGCCGCGGAUGGGCAGUUGGUCACCUUCAACUGCAGCGUCAGCUACCAGUGCCCCUCCGGGCCCCCGAGCCUGCGUUGGCAAUGGGAGCGAGGAGUGCAGCCGCUGGGGGACCAGCGAGUGCGGACCCUCUACACCCAAGACCAGCGGCCGGUGCUGCAGAGCUCGCUCACCUUCAGGGUGUCGCGCCGGGUGAAGGCCAGCCUACGGUGUGAGCUCAGCUACCCGAGAGCCAAUAUGGUGGCCGCCUUCAAGGAUCUGCAUGUGACAUUCCCACCCAAAGAUGUGAUGGUGCAAGUGCAGACCGUGACGGUGCAGGAGGGGGGCAGCGCCCUGCUGGCCUGCUCGUGCAAAGCCGACCCGCCGGUGUCCGAGUAUCGCUGGUCCUACAUCCAGCGCGGGCGCACGGUCCACCUUGGCCAGCGCACGCACACCAUCCGCCUGUACAACGUGACGCGAGACACAGCGGUCCGCUGCAUGGCCGAGAACCCGGUUGGACGGGCCCAGUCGCCGACAACCAUCCUCAAUGUGCAAUAUAAGCCCGUCAUCCAACGCCUCUUAUCGACUUGCGUGGAGGAGGAUGGGGCGCUGCGCUGCGUCUGCUCAACUCAGUCCAACCCGCCUCCCGCCAUCAGCUGGAGCGUCAACGGCAGCGCUCCGCCACGCGGCUACAACGCCUCGCUCUCCACUGACGCCCUCACGGCCACCCUGUGGGGUGGCGUGGACGGGGGGCCGCAGACGGUCACCUGCUUGGCCCUCAACGCCUUCGGGAACGACUCUGCGAUGCUGUUGCAGCACCGAGCAGGAGGCGACUCUUGGCUGUCGCUGUGGUUUUGGGUUCCCGCUGCCGCUGCGCUCCUCUCUGCCAUCUCCUUGGCCGUACUUGCUUGCUUCUGCUGCUACUAUCGAAAGAAGUCCGGCAAGCAAAUGCUCAGCAGAUGUGCGUCAGGAUCUGGACUGUACCAGGCCCACACGCCGGUCUACGUCAACUGCUCAGAGGUGAGCCAUGUGUACACCAAUGGAAGCUACCAGCUGCUCUACCAGAACUGCACGCCGCGCUUUGUGCGCACGAAGCAAGUGCGCCCGAUGGGGAGAAGGGGCGGCGAGAGGAGGCGAGGAGGUCCGCGCGGAGGCGUGGGCACACAUGUCACUGCCAGAGAGGUGCAAGGCGCCACUGCGGCUGACCCGGAUUCAGCCAUCUACGUGGAGGUCCUCUAAAACUCUCGCUGAGCGAUGACGACCCCGUGACAUUCCUCUGUACUCUGUUUUAUUUAUAUGACAGACACAAUGC